Molecule: messenger RNA, 1701 nt
Organism: Hydractinia symbiolongicarpus
Lineage: Eukaryota; Metazoa; Cnidaria; Hydrozoa; Anthoathecata; Hydractiniidae
Product: adenosylhomocysteinase-like
Exons: 6
Coding region: 118-1434 (438 amino acids)
Biological process (GO): L-methionine cycle
Cellular component (GO): cytosol
Molecular function (GO): adenosylhomocysteinase activity
Source: RefSeq, a predicted model, not a curated record
UAAUCAAAACAAAUCCUGAAAAACUUCUUUGGUCAUCCAGCUCUAAGGCAGCUUGGUUCCCGUUCAGUGUGUAAAAUUUAUUUUCUACCUUUGAAUAUAGCAGACAUAGUUUUUAUCAUGGUUUCACCACCUGGACCUGACAAAAAGCCAGCGUAUAAAGUCGCCGAUUUAUCAGCUGCCGACCUUGGAAGGCGUUAUAUUAGUUUGGCUGAAAAUGAAAUGCCUGGUUUGAUGACAAUGCGCACACGUUAUGGACCAAGCAAGCCCCUAAAGGGAGCUCGCAUUGCUGGUUGCUUGCAUAUGACAAUACAAACAGCUGUUCUCAUUGAGACACUUACUGAACUGGGAGCUGAGGUGCAGUGGUCUUCCUGUAAUAUUUUCUCCACUCAAGACCAUGCUGCAGCUGCAAUAGCAAAAACUGGUGUUCCAGUGUAUGCUUGGAAAGGGGAAACUGAUGAGGAAUACUUGUGGUGUAUUGAACAAACUUUGAUUUUUCCUGAUGGGCAACCUUUAAACAUGAUAUUGGAUGAUGGUGGUGACCUGACGAAUUUAGUUCAUGACAAAUAUCCUGAAUUAAUGAGUGGUGUAAAAGGUUUGUCUGAAGAAACUACUACUGGUGUGCAUAAUUUAUACAAGAUGUUCAAGAACAACACGUUAAAGUGCCCUGCAAUUAACGUAAAUGACUCUGUAACUAAGUCCAAGUUUGAUAACUUGUAUGGUUGUCGCGAAUCUCUUGUUGAUGGGAUCAAACGCGCAACAGAUGUGAUGAUUGCUGGCAAGAUUUGUGUUGUGGCUGGGUAUGGCGAUGUUGGAAAAGGAUGUGCUCAGGCAUUAAGAGCAUUUGGGGCUCGUGUUAUUAUUACAGAAAUUGACCCUAUUAAUGCUUUACAAGCAGCAAUGGCAGGUUACGAAGUGACAACCAUUAAUGAAGCAUGCAGUAAAGCACGUAUCUUUGUUACAUCGACUGGAUGUUCCGGCAUCAUCACUGGAGAACAUUUUCAAAAAAUGGCAGAGGAUACAAUUGUUUGCAACAUUGGACAUUUUGACUGUGAAUUGGAUGUCCAAUGGCUGAAUGACAACUGCAAAAAAGAGGUUGUAAAACCACAGGUUGAUCGGUACACUCUUCCAAACGGCAAUCACAUCAUUUUACUUGCUGAAGGUCGUCUUGUGAACUUGGGAUGUGCUCAUGGCCAUCCAAGUUUUGUGAUGAGUAAUUCAUUCACGAAUCAAGUUCUUGCACAAAUCGAAUUGUGGCAGCGACAUGACCAAUACACACUUGGUGUCCAUAUGCUCCCAAAAAAGCUCGAUGAGGAAGUUGCUCGUCUCCACUUGGAACACUUAAGUGUCAAGCUUACAGAGUUAACUGAUGAACAAGCAGAGUAUUUGAAUCUACCCAAGGGUGGACCAUACAAACCAGAACAUUACCGAUAUUAACUUGCUCUAUGUGUAGUUAGGAUUUUUUUUAUACCCAAUUAGAAAUUGAUUCUGAAAAGUGUAGUCAUGUAGCACAACCUUAACUCGUUUACAUGUGAUUUUGGUUUCGUACUGAAAGUUAUUUUAGUAAUAUUACAAGUUUUGCAGACAAACUUUUCUAUUUUAAUUUUACCAAUAUGAUAAAUCUGUGACUGUUCAGUUUUAUAAUUAUUUUCUUCAAUACUGCAGUAUUUUAUUUUGUAAUAAUACAAGUUGAUGCAACUAAAA